AUGUCUGAUUUUAUUCACAGAGUGGAAUCUGAAGUAAAGUCGGUAGUAUCUGAUUCACAAAGAGGAGUAAAUUCUCCCCUCCCCAAUGAAUACCCGCAUAUAUAUGAAGACUCACAUGUGGUAAAUCAACCACAUGACUUUGAAGCUGAACAAGAAUAUAACCAACAUCACCCUCACUCAAACUAUUAUGUACCGGCUUACCAUGAAGAAGAAGUUGCUGUUAAAGAGUGGUUUCAAAAAGUUUUUGCUCAUCCAUUGACCCUUAUUAAGAAUUAUUUGUUUUCAUUAUUCCCCAUUUUACACUGGAUCUUGCAUUACAAUGGUAGAUGGUUAUAUGGAGAUUUGGUUGCUGGUAUCACUGUUGGUAUUGUUUUGGUUCCUCAAUCUAUGUCUUAUGCUCAAUUGGCUGGGUUAGAACCACAAUAUGGUUUAUAUUCUUCAUUUGUCGGUGUGUUUAUUUACUCGUUCUUUGCUACUUCCAAAGAUGUUUCCAUUGGUCCUGUUGCUGUUAUGUCGUUACAAGUUUCAAAAGUUAUUGCUCAUGUUCAGGACAAGUAUGGAGAUGAGUAUGCUGCACCUGAAAUUGCUACAUUUUUGGCUUUAAUUUGUGGUGGUAUUGCAACUGGUAUUGGUGUUUUGAGAUUGGGUUUCAUUUUAGAAUUUAUUUCUGUUCCAGCAGUCAUGGGAUUUAUGACUGGGUCUGCUUUCAACAUUAUCACUGGUCAAGUUCCAGCAUUGAUGGGUUACAACAAAUUGGUCAACACUAGAGACAGUACUUACUUGGUUGUUGUCAACACUUUGAAACACUUACCUGACACUAAAGUUGAUGCUGCUUUUGGUUUGGUUUGUUUAUUUAUUUUGUAUGUGUGGAAAUUUAGUACUGAUUAUGCUCAAAAGAGAUGGCCAAAGUACAAGAUUUACUUUUUCUAUGUUCAACAAUUGAGAAAUGCCAUUGUUAUUGUUGUUGCCACCGCCAUUUCAUGGGGAGUUGUCCAUCCCCAAAAAGUUGCUUUUGAUGGUCCUUCUUCCGAUUAUAAACCUCCGUUUAGUACUAUUGGUGAUGUUCCAAGGGGUCUUAGACAUGUUGGUGUUUUCCAUCCUCCUGAUGGUAUUAUUGAUGCCAUGGCUUCAGAAAUUCCUGUCUCAACUGUCAUUUUGUUGUUGGAACAUAUCGCUAUUUCGAAAUCUUUUGGUAGAAUUAACGACUACAAAGUUGUUCCAGACCAAGAAGUUAUUGCUAUCGGUGUUAAUAACUUGAUCGGUACGUUUUUUAGCGCUUAUCCCGCCACUGGUUCAUUCUCAAGAUCUGCUUUGAAAGCUAAAUGUGGUGUUAGAACUCCUUUGGCUGGUAUUUUCACUGGUGCUGUUGUUUUGUUGGCAUUGUAUGCUUUGACAUCUGCUUUCUACUACAUUCCAAAAGCAGUUUUGAGUGCAGUUAUCAUUCAUGCUGUGUCUGAUCUUAUUGCCAAUUAUAAAAUCACUUGGUCAUUUUGGAAAAUCAGUCCAAUCGAUUGUGGUAUCUUCUUAAUUGCUGUUAUCUUGACUGUUUUUGUCACCAUUGAAGCUGGUAUUUACUUUGCCAUUGCUGCAUCGGUAGUUGUUUUGUUGUUUAGAAUUGCUAUUCCAAAUGGUUUGUUCUUGGGUAGAGUACAAGUUGCUGAACUUGUGAAUCCAAUCAUCGAUGAACAAGAUUCAUAUGAUAAUGAGUCAAACUCGAGUACCAGUGGCUCUUCCGACGUCGAAAUCCACCAAGUAUUUUCGGGAGGUUCAAACUACAGAUCUACUGAUGACAAGGUAAAGGACAAGUCAGAAGUGGUUGAACGUAAAACAACCACACAAGAAUUGGCAAAGCAAAAUCCAAAGAUUAAAUUUCACACACGUUGGGUGCCAUUGAACCACAAAAACAUUAAUAGCGAUAUCCCAGUUACUCCACCACCACCAGGCGUCAUUGUUUUCAAACCAGUUGAGUCAUUCACUUAUCCUAAUGCAUCGCGUCAAAUUGACAGAGUAUCAGAUGAAGCCAAGAGAAUCACAAGAAGAGCCAAGCCUUAUAGUUAUACCGAUACUGGAUCCAGACCAUGGAAUGACCCAGGUCCAUUGAAGUGGAACUUGCCAUUCUUGAGGAAAUACAAUAAGGAAGAGAAGAUUGAAGAAGAUACGCGUCCAAUCUUGCGUAUAAUACAUUUCGAUUUCUCCACCGUAUCUCAAAUCGAUAUCACUUCAGUACAAGCUUUGGUUGACUUGAGGAAAGCUAUGAAUGCUUAUGCUGAUCGUGAAGUUGAAUUCCACUUUUCCGGUAUCUUGAGUCCUUGGAUUAGAAGAGCUUUGUUAAAUGCCGGAUUUGGUACUUAUGAGGAUGGAUUAACUUCAGCCAACAAUUAUGUCAAUAUUGCUACAGGAUAUACCGAUAUAGAAAGUGGCGUUAAUGAGCAGUAUGUUGCUGCUGUUGGUACAAACACGCCAUUUUUCCAUUUGGAUAUACCAAAUUAUGAAUAG
Molecule: messenger RNA, 2496 nt
Organism: Lodderomyces orthopsilosis Co 90-125
Lineage: Eukaryota; Fungi; Ascomycota; Pichiomycetes; Serinales; Debaryomycetaceae
Gene: SUL2
Product: sulfate permease
Exons: 1
Coding region: 1-2496 (831 amino acids)
Biological process (GO): transmembrane transport
Cellular component (GO): membrane
Molecular function (GO): secondary active sulfate transmembrane transporter activity
Source: RefSeq, a predicted model, not a curated record